Messenger RNA from Tachysurus vachellii, 2220 nucleotides. RefSeq names its product phospholipase D family member 3 (gene pld3). Gene Ontology annotation, molecular function: catalytic activity. The transcript is spliced from 12 exons. The coding region runs from base 173 to 1627 and encodes 484 amino acids. The record is from RefSeq and is a predicted model, not a curated record. NCBI's taxonomy places the organism in Eukaryota, Metazoa, Chordata, Actinopteri, Siluriformes, Bagridae.
CUUGCAGUAGUGAGGAAGCCGAACGGAAACAUAUGACUGCUUCAGUUUCUGUUUUUGUAAGUGGUUGUUAAUUUAGGAUCAUUUUCUGAAGACCAAACAGGAAAGUCUGUCUGUUCACCGUACAGGAAAACAUCAGUAAAGUAUCUAUUCCUGUUUUGCCUCUGAUGUGUCUAUGAUGUCUGCGAGCAUGAAGUCUGAUAUAGCAUAUCAGAAGAUGGAGUCGAGUAAACGAGAGGGUCUCCUGAAACUUCAGAAGUAUUCUAGAUGUAUUCUGAUCAUUGGCUGUCUUACUGCUGUGCUGCUCAUGGUGUUUAGCCUUCAAACACUCCUUAUUCCUUCAAUUAUGACAUCUCGCCUGAAGAUAAAUGCUUCCAGUACACACACCUGCACUGACCAAUGCAGACUGGUUCUGGUGGAGAGCAUCCCAGUGGGCAUGGAAUUCAACUCGUCUGUUAGUCAUCCAUCCAUCUAUGAGGCAUGGCGGGGUCUCUUAUCACAGGCACAAAGCAGUCUGGACAUUUCAUCCUUCUACUGGACCCUCACUAACGAAGACACACACACACACGAGCCCACAGCCAAUCAGGGAGAGAAGAUCAUGCAGGAACUUGUAGAGCUUUCUGGGAAAAUCUCUGUGCGCAUUGCGGUGAAUACUCCUCAGGAAAAACAGCUACCUCGUGACCUCCAGAUGCUCAUUGAUGCUGGUGCUGAUGUGAGGGAUGUAAACAUGCGAGAUUUAACAUCUGGUGUGCUGCACACUAAGUUCUGGGUGGUUGAUAAGAAGCACAUUUACAUCGGUAGCGCCAACAUGGACUGGAGAUCCUUAACUCAGGUGAAGGAGCUCAGUGCUGUGGUAUAUGACUGUAAAUGCCUUGCUGAAGACCUUGGAAAAAUAUUUGAAGCAUAUUGGUUCCUUGGCAACAGCAAGACAAUACCUGCUCCCUGGCCAAGCCAAUAUGCUACAGCCUUUAACAAAGACACACCUAUGCAGCUACCAAUCAAUGGGACAGACUCUAGAGUUUACCUGUCGAGUGCUCCUCCUUCUUUGUGUGCCGAGGGGCGAACUCCAGAUCUUCAGGCCAUUUUAAGCAUCAUUAAUGAUGCACAGGAGUUUGUUUACAUUGCUGUGAUGAACUACUUGCCCACUAUGGAGUUCUCAGAUCCUAAAAGAUACUGGGCUGCUAUUGACACUGAGCUGAGACGUGUGGCAUUCGAGAGAGCCAUUCAUGUGCGUUUACUGAUCAGUUGUUGGAACAGCACAUCUCCAGUCAUGUUCCCAUUUUUACUCUCUCUUGCAUCUGUACAGGAGUCAAAGAGUGACCUGGAUAUACAGGUGAAAAUCUUCAUUGUUCCCAGCAGCCCGAGUCAAAAGGAAAUACCCUUUGCUCGUGUGAACCAUAACAAGUACAUGGUGACAGACAGAGUUGCCUAUAUAGGAACAUCAAACUGGUCCGGCGAUUACUUUGUGAACACGGCAGGCUCAGCAUUAGUAGUGAAUCAGACUUCAAGCUCAUCCUCAGAGUCCACAGUGAGAGAACAGCUGCAGGCUGUGUUCACAAGAGACUGGGAUUCAUCUUACAGCACUCCACUCAACCACAACAGCAACCUCGAACAGAUAUGUGAAAUAUAACAGAAUCAGCAGGGGGCGCUCCCCUUAAAGUCCCUUAUGUUCUAGUGUUAUUUUAAUGCAGCCAAAUAAACGUCACCUGCCACCAAGCCAUGAACAUGGAGGCUGGAGCUGAAUCAAUGUGGCUGAAGUGAUGUUGUCUCACAUUUACACGCUUGGUUUGCAUUUACUUUAAAGAAAAUUUGAAAAGUUGAUGUAACAGAAUGAAAGAAACAUGUUUUUUUUUUUUGUUUGUUUUUUUUGUCACUGAAUUCAGUGAUAAUUGCCAAUCCAGCAUUUAUCUAACCAUCCACACUUGAGUUACAAGAAUGGCCAAUAAAAUAGCGACUACAGGAAAAUCAAUGGGAAAAAAGCAAGCUUGAAGCACAGGACAUGAUGCUCAGUCCAGUACACAACUGACUGUUUUCUCCUUGCACUACAUAAACCUUAACACAUAAUGAACCUAACAAACUGAGGGAACUUCACUAGGGAAUCUUUACAUCUUAAUUUUAUAUCCUGUAUUCACUUCUAAAAUGGAGAUGUAUUUAACUACCUUUUUUUCUAAUGACUCAGUUGUUACAGAUAGCAUUAUAAUACACUUGCACUUUGACACAAUA